CAGUCUAUUCACAAGCGUAGAGCUCAACAAAGAAGAAAGGGGGUGUGUGAAAUUAUUGGCAGCGUUUCAGGUGGCUCCAACAGACACCUAAAGCGGGACUUGCCAGUGUGUUUGAGGGAGAGUGUGUGUGUAAAUGUGCAUACGUCCGUCCGUGCGUGCGUGCGUCUUGUGGAGCAGCCAACACACACUUGCAUUCGCUCACAACAUGGCGAUGAAGCGCGGAGAGACACGACGGCUUUUUCCCGACUAAAUGCGACCCUGUUCUGAGUGAAAGCAGGGGACUAUGCCAAAGCGAUAUACAUGAACCAAUAGCCAACUAAUAGCCUACUUCAGAGAGGGGAUUAUUGCGGAUUCUAUUAUAUAUACACAUGUUGCUAGCGGUAUAGCUGGCUGUAGAGACCCGCACGCUGCUUUACCCCUCUGCUGGAAAUCAAUGCUUUACAUGGCGGUGGAGCCUAUCUGGGUUUUCUAUCUACUUUUGUUGGGCUUCUGUGGACCAUCCGUUCAAGAGAAGCCUGUGACGGUGGAGCUGAGCUGUGGGGCGGGGCCUGUCCUCGUGGUGCUGGAGCCAGGACAGCCUCUGCUGCUGGACUGUCACCUGGGGGCCACGCCCCUGGACACGCCCCUCAACAUCACCUGGCUGCAGGAUGGUCUCCCCGUACUGGAGGGGGAAGGGGACUCCCUCAGGACCCUGGCCAAUGGCUCACUGCUGGUGCUGCCCACCUCUGUGGAUGGCCGGACGCCUCAAGGGGUGGAGGGGGGCUACAGCUGUGUGAGUGCCGGCCCUUUUGGAGCUCUGACCAGCCGCACCAUCACCGUUUACCUGGCCACGCUGUCUCGUUUCCAUCAGGACCCAGAGGCCCAGGUGGUGCCCGUGGGGGGUGCUUCCCGCUUUGAGUGCCAGAUAGACGGAGUGCCCACGCCAAGGAUAACCUGGGAGAAGGACCAGGAACCCAUCCCCAGCCAGCUUAGGUUCAUCUCUCUCCCUAACGGUGUGCUCCAGAUCUUGGGGGCGGUUAAGGAGGAUGGGGGUGCGUACCGCUGUGUGGCCUCCAACUCUGCCCGGAAACGCUUCAGCCAGGAUGCCUUCCUCACUGUCACUACAGGUCCUGGCCCUGCCCAAAGUGAGGUAGUGAUCGUGGCACCGCCUCAGAAUACCACAGUGGUGCAGGGGCGUCCAGCGGUGAUGGAGUGCAUGGCCCAGGGUGGGCAGCCCAAACCCCUGGUGUCCUGGAGCAGACAGGACGGGAAGCCCAUCGCCACCGACGUGGUUGUCCUGGAAACUAACCUGGUGAUCCCCAACACGCGGCGUUACCAUGCGGGGGUCUACGUCUGCCGUGCCAACAAACCCAAGACCCGCGAGUUUGUCAUAGCUGCGGCUGAACUGCAUGUGCCAGCCCCACCAGUGAUCCUCCAGCCCCCAGAGACGGUGUCUCUCUCUCGGGGAAACACAGCCAGGUUUGUGUGUAACAGCUCUGGGGAGCCUCCCCCGGCGCUGCACUGGCUAAAGAAUGGCAAGCCGGUCAAGUCUAACGGGCGGGUGAAGACCCAGAGCCCUGGGGUGCUGCUCAUCAACCAGCUGGGCCUGGACGACGCAGGGUACUACCAGUGCAUCGCCGACAACGCUUUGGGGACAGCCUGCGCCACAGCCAAGCUGUCUGUCAUUGUGAGAGAGGGUCUACCCAGCCCACCACACCAGCUCUCUGCCACGCCCCAAUCAAGUACCACCGCCCUCCUCACCUGGGAACGGCCCGAACACAACAGUGACCAGAUUAUAGGCUUCUCUGUGCACUACCAGCCCACUUCAGGCUCUGAUCACAUGGAAUACCAGUUUGCUGUGAACAACGACACCACAGAGUACCAUGUGAAGGAGCUACUGCCACACACAGCCUAUACCUUCUACGUGGUGGCCUACUCCCCCAUGGGAGCCAGCCGCCCGUCACGGCCCGUCACCGUGGAGAUGCUGGAGGACGUGCCCAGUGCCCCUCCACAGCUGUCCCUGCUCAGCACCUCCCCUACAGACAUCAGAGUGAUGUGGCUGCCCCUGUCUUCCCAGCACAGCAGAGGAGCUGUCACCCGCUACCGCAUCGACUACUCCACACUGGAACAGGUGGACAACGUGUUUUCUGUGGAGGUGGGGGGGAAUGAGACUCAGCUUACCUUGCGGGAGCUGCUGCCUAACCAGGCCUAUCGGCUGCGGAUGGCGGCGGGAACGGGAGCAGGCUUUGGUGUGCCGUCAGAGUGGAACCAGCACCACACCCCAGCCCACUUUAACCACAGCAUGGUGAUCUUUGCUCCCACAGAGCUGAAGGUUAGGGCCAAAAUGAACUCCCUCCAUGUCACAUGGCAGCCCCCGCCCAAUCACACGCAGAUCUCCGGCUACAAGCUCUUUUGCAGGGAGGUGGUUGGUGAGGAGCUGACCAAUGGGGAGGCUCAUCCUGAGAGGGAGAGGGUGAGGAGGAUGGAGGCCCACACCAUCAAGCUCCGCAAGAGGGUCAAACAUCAUGAGGUCUCUAGUCUGGUCCCUGACAGACUAUAUGAAGUGAAGGUGUGGGCCUUCAAUAAGCAGACGGAUGGCUAUGCUGCAGGAUGGAAGGGCAGGACAGAGAAGGCACAUGGCAUAGCGCCCCCUAAGGGGAACCCCCCUCCUCUGCCCCCUCCCCUGCCCCCCAGCAGCAUCAAGGCUACAGCCAACAGCUCCACAUCCAUCUGGCUGCGCUGGGAGAAACCUCGCUUCAGCAACGUCCGCAUCAUCAACUACACCGUACGCUGCAGCCCGGCCGGCAUCAGAAACGCAUCGCUUGUGUCCUACUACACCAGCUCAGCUCAGGAGAUCCUCUUGGGGGCCCUAAAACCCUACACCCGCUAUGAGCUGGCUGUGCAGUCCAAUGGAGGAGACGUGGUUGGUCCCUUCAGCGGCACUGUGGAGGAGUCCACUCUCACUGACAUACCCUCCACCCCCCCAGCGGAGCUGCAGCUCAGUGCCUUGGACUCCUCCUCUGUGUUGGUCAACUGGCGCCCACCUGUGGAGCCCAAUGGCAUCAUCAUCAGCUACAGGAUCCUAUACACCAUCAACCUCAGCCAGCCUGAGCACCUGUGGAACAACCUCUCCCAAGAUGGGACCAUCAUGAGUGCUGAGGUAACAGGGCUGUCUAGUGGGACACAAUACUUCUUUAAGAUGCGGGCGUCCACUGAGGUGGGAAUGGGGCCUUACUCCCCAGUGAAGGAUGUGCACACUCCUCCCAGGAAAUAUGAGCUGGACAUCCAUGCAGUGACAGGCAUCAUAGUUGGUGUGUGUCUGGGGCUGCUCAGCAUGCUCCUUUGUAUGUGUGUCAGCUUCCGCAACGGCAAGGCCAGAGAGGUGUCUGGAGGGCUGGACUCCACUGCUCUGCCCCCACAGUACCAUCAUGGGGGUAGGUCUGUGCCCACCAUGGUGCCAGAAUGCAGUGAUUGCCAUGAGCUAGAGACCCUGAUGCCCCUGGGCAGCCUGGACCAUGACCGUGCCCAACCCCUCACAGAGCCCACUGAGGAGCACAGCCUCAUGGGUAAUGUAGGAGUAGGGGACGAUGCCCUAGGAACUGAGCUCAAGGCUGCUUGGAAUGGGUCAGUUAGUCGUAACUGGGCCAACCGGAUCACCAAAUACAGGGACACCAUCACAGAGGACUCUCCAAAUCUCAACAAUGGAACUUUGGACAUGACCAACACAGAGAAUGGCAAGGGCAACCCUGAGGACCAACUGGACUCCUCCCUGUGCAGUUGUAACCAGGUGGAGGCAGAGGUCAUAGUUCAUUCUGAGCUGAACGACCUGGAGAAGGAGCAGCAGGAGGCGCAGAGUGACAGGGAAGAGGACUCUCAGGCCACCAGGGGGCCUUCACUGUCCGAGGCAGCUUACUCCUCAGUCAGACAGCCUGCCCAGGCCCCUUUACACCCAAAUGGGACACAACAUCCAGGGGAGCCAGUGAGACAGGCUGCCCAGGCACCACAACAUCCAGGGGAGCCAGUGAGCCAGGCUGCCCAGGCACCACAACAUCCAGGGGAGCCAGUGAGCCAGGCUGCCCAGGCACCACAACAUCCAGGGGAGCCAGUCAGACAGGCUGCCCAGGCACCACAACGUCCAUCACCAGGGGAGGAGUCCCUACAGACACAACCCCUGCCCAAGGUCCCAUCCGGCCCCGUCCUGGAGCCAGUGUCCAAUCACAAUGGGCAGCCAGAGGGCAUGGUUGGGGGCAUGGUGGGCGUGGCAGCCCAGCUGACUGUAGAUGUGGGGCGGCACCCGGAAAUGGGGCUUACCAACGGCUUCCACUCCACCAAGCCCCUGCGGCCAGGGCAGGAGACCCAGGGGAACGGAGACUCCAGACACUGCCCCCCUCCCCCGUCCCCCUCUCCUUUCGUCAGCGCCGGCCUUGUCCACUCUAACUCAGCAGCGCACAGCUACCUGUGCCCUUAGCAAGAGGAGAACCAAACUCCCACACCAAGAACAGCUGGAUGUCUUUCUUUUUCUCAUCAUGAAUCAAAUGUUUUUUUUAAAGCACCUCAGUAUCUGAUUUUCUUCUUCCUGGCUCAGUUUUAUAGAUACUUUGAAUCCAUUGUUUUAUAUGUGUAUAUAUAUAUACAGUAUAUAUUUUUUGUGCUAGUAUGUAUGGGUAUUCAUUUUGUUGCAUAGCAGCAGUAUGUUAGUCUGGCCUUACUCUGUACUUUGCUACAGGCUCCUAUUACAGACGUACGAUGACGGAAUCAUAGUGUAGAAAGCAGGAUAUUCCUUUUUUCAUAAGCCUUGACCUGUUGGACUCUUAGAAUGAGCGUGGGCGUGUGGUACUUCAAGACCUACCUUUGGUCAGCUGAUGAUGGUGGAGAGGCUCUUGAUUCAGCACCAUGGAUGAAGAUAGAGCAGAACCGGGACCAUAUAUAUGGCCUUCACUCUCACUCUGGCUCCUUUCAAAUGACUGAGCUGUUCCUAUUGGCUGUUCCACUGUAUGGAUGCUGCCUGCCCCAGCACCAGGAAAGAAGCCUUAUAUUUAGACACUGAGAGUGCAGACCUCCUGUCUCUCUCUCUCUCUCUCUCUCCAACCUCCUGCUGUCUCAGGAUCCACACACACAUUCCCUGAAUGGAGCUUGGGGGUCUCAGGUGCCUAAUAUUUUAGGAGCAUUUUUAACCUCUGUAUAUUUAUAUAGAUGAUUAUAUUCAAUAAAAAUAGGACAAAUAUAUUGAAAAAGGAAAAUAAAUGAGGCAAUUGAAGAAAAUUUGAAGGAACCGCAUACAGUACAUGUUGUUGAUAUAGGUUGCAUUAUUUUGGGGGGAGGACUAGAUGAGACGUGUAGGUGUAUGACAAAAUAACACAUCUUAUAGCAGUGGUCUCCUGGUUUUGCUCCCAGUCAACAGCACUACCUCAUUUCUUUACAGGAUGGUUUGUUGGUGAUUUUAAUAGUGUCAUGCAGAUAGGUGCAUCUUUUAGAAUCUGUUUUUUAACUGUUUAAUUCAUAGCCUUCAAUACUUUCAGGAAUAACUUCCUGUCCCCUUCUUUCUGUAUACAUCGAUGUGUAUUACCUACAGGAAAUGACACGUAUGGUACAUAACGGUCUUUCUCAGAACUCUGUUUAUUGCCCUUUUCCCCUUUAUCAGUUGUUCCAUUAGAUCUGGGUUUCCAACUGUCGUCACCCCCCUCAAUCUACUUUGGACCGGAAAAGAAAAACAUUUUUAAUUGACCAAUUACCGCAAAUCACUUUUCACCUUAGGUAAAUAAUGCAGCAGUUUAGUUACCAGGCCUAAUAUAUGGUAGCUUGUUACUAGACCUACUACAGAUGAACAAGGCUCCGUCAGGAGGCCUCACCCUUUGUGAUGCCAUCUCACUCAUCCUUUCUCAGCUGUGUCUGAGCUCCUCCCUCUGCAGGUGAGAGGGGGUUGGAGAUAUCAUAGAGAAAUAGACCUAGACACCACUUCUAUUUUCAGCCAUAUUUCCAGUCUUUCUUUGUACUUUUGACUCUCGCCAGCCUGAGGUCUUUCACAAGACCACAUGUAAAGUCUUUACACCUUUUGAACUUUUUUCAAAUUUUUGUUGCGUUACAAAGUGGAAUUAAAAUGGAUUUAAUUGACAUUUUUAUAUACUCUGUAAUUUUUUAAGUCGAAGAAAAAUUCUAUAUUUUUUAAAGAUUGAUGAAAAAUAGAACACUUUAAUAUAACUUCAUUAGGUAAGUCUCAUAAGAGCUUUGCACAUCUGGAUUGCACAAUAUUUUCCCAUUAUUCUUUUCAAAAUUCUUCAAGCUUUGUCAAGGGUUUGGGGAUAAUGGCUAGACAGCAAUUUUCAAGUUUUGCCCAAAAAAUUCAUGCAGAUUUAAGUCAAAACUGUAACUUGGUUCUCAGGAACAUUCACUGUCUUCUUGGUAAGCAACUCCAGUGUAGAUUUAGAUUUGUGUUAUAGGUUAUUGUCCUGCUGAAAGGUGAAUUCCUAUCCAGGUGUCUGGUGUAAAGCAGAGUGAAGCAGGGUUUCCCCUAGGAUUUUUCCAGUGCUUAGCUCUGUCUGUUUUCUUUUCAUCCUGAAAAGUCCCCCGUCUUUGCCGAUGUCAAGCAUGCCCAUACCAUGAUGCAGCCACCACCAUGCUGGAAAAUAAGAAGGCAGUAACUCAGUGAUGUGUUGUGUUGGAUUUGCCCCAAACAUAAUGCUUUGCAUUUAGGCCAAAAGGUGUAUUCAUUUGCUGUGUUUUUUUGCAAUAUUACUUUAGUGCCUUGUUGCAUACAUAUGCAUGUUUUGGAAUAUUUGUAAUCUGUAUAUUUGUAUUCUCUUUUAACUCUGUCAUUAUUGUCGAGUCACUACAAUCUUGUUGAUCUAUCCUCUAUUUUCUCCCAUUACAGCCAUUGAACUCUGUAACUGUUUUAAAAUCACCAAUGGCCUCAUGGUGACAUCCCUAAGCAGUUUCCUUCCUGUCCUGCAGCUCAGUUCAGAAGGACGACUGCAUCUUUGAUGUCUCUGGGUGAUUUAAUACACCAUCCACAGCAUAAUUAUUGUCCAUGCUUAAAGAUAUAUUCAAUGUCUGAUGUGUUGUGGUUACCCAUCUACCAAUCACUGCCCUUCUUUAUGAGGCUUUCCAAAAGCAUACCUGGUCUUGUAGUUGAAUCUGUGCUUGAAAUUCAAUACUUGACUGAGGGACCUUACAGUUGUUGUAUGUAUGGUGGACAGAGGAAAGGUUAGUCAUUCAAAAAUCAGUUCAACCGCUAUUAUUUCACACCGAGUCCAUGUAACUUAUGUGAUUUGUUAAGCCAAAUGUUACUUCUGAACUACUUUAGGCUUGCCUAAACAAAGAGGUGAAUACUUGUGCAAGAACUAUAUUUCAGUUAAGGUUUAUUAAUUUGUAAACAUGUGUAGAAUUUUCUUUAAACUUUCACAUUAUGGAGUAUUUUGUGUAGAUCAAUGACAAAAAUAUACAAUUAAAUCUACUUCAAUCCCACUUUGUAACACAACAAAAUGUGAAGAAAAAAAAGGUUCAAGGCGGUGUAGACUUUACAUUGGCACUGUAAAUAAUCCUUCUUACAAACACAGAUCCUCUAUUUUGUAUUACCCUCAUGUUUUCAUUUCUUCCUUUAUAGCAUUUUUAAACAAGCGUCUUUAUUAUUUUAUUUAGCAUAAUGCAUGCUUACAUUUCUUAUACUUACCUUUGUGUACCCUAACAAAAUAUCUAUUCAAAAUAGUCUCUCCACACAAGGACAAGAAUAUCUCAUCAUACUUUGUGUGAGGCUUUUUGUCUAAAUUAGAGUAUGCCUAUAUCAAAGACUAUACAGGUAUAAUGGGCCUGUUGUAAACGUGGCCCAAGACAUUGAGUCUUAUGGUCUGUCAGAUGAAUGAGGACUCAGCUAGUCCAGAUAGGUGCUAGAACUCAGAGGCAUAUAGAAGAGUCUCAUAACUAAAGCAUUCCAGUUUUAUACUUUGAACAGACCUCACUCAGGAUCAGGCAUGCUCAAACUGUAUCUAAGCAAAAUAAUGUCCAUUUUGUGUUGUCAUCUUACAACCCAUACAUUCUCAGUCUCGUUCGCUCCAUGCUCCUGUUCUGGCUUUUUUUUUCUCAAGACAAAUCCUUCUGCUCUAAUAGAUCAGCACUUUGUUCCUCUGCAGCAUGAUCAUCAGGAAAACUUUCUCAGUCCAUCUAUAAUCUAUACAAUCAGUCCAGUCAUUGUGGAUACAAAACUCCCUUUAGAAAUGAGUCAUUGUGCUCUGAUUAACUCAUCCAGGUUUAUUUAGUCAGUUAGAUUUGAAUGAAAGGUGUCCACCCAAUACAUUAUUAUUUAAUAGGACCGUAUACAGUAUAACUACCAAUAUCUAUUUUAGACUGAGUGAAGCUGUGAGAAGGUGACUGUUUACAGUUCAUUUGAAUCUCACAGGCGUACAGUAUGUAUUGUAUCUUUGCAACAUUACAGAAGGUGUUACAUGUUCUCUACUCACAUUUCUACUGAAGCGUCUGUUUUUAACAUACACAUCUUGUAGUGUCAAUCUCAGCUCUGUUUCAAACGCUUACUCAAGGGGCACCUAUUGCAGCGACAUUGUGUGGUCUGUUGAAAACAGAGCCAACGUUGAAGACUUAAAACCGCCUCCAGCAUAAAGAAUGUGUGCUCUCACUGAAGAGGUUGAGUUAGUUCUCUUCACUAUUUCCUUCGAACCACAUAUCUUACAGUACAUAGUGUUCCUUACUGUAAGCAUCUUUGCCCAGAGUAAGCCGAUAUGAUGCUCAGUGUAGUAAUAUCUUGCUCUAAUCUGAUCAAAUAUGCACAUUAGUUCAAUAACGGGAUCCUCUCUUUUUUUAUAGAGCUUUUAUCACAAGAAUACCUCAUUUUGUUGGUUACUUGUUAAUUUAAUGAAGAUCAUUAUGAAUAAUGGAAAUGAUGUUUAUAAGAAUCCUUUUGAGGGAGCCAAGCUGGCAGAAGAUGACGUAAUACUGCUUGUCUUAUCUCAGCUGGAAAUAUCUCUUGUUGCAGUGGAUUUAUUUUCGACUCUAAGCAUAAACCCUUGAGUGGUGAGUGGAUGCAGGUGCAGGGUGGGUGGGGGGGGUGAGGAGAGGCAUGGAGGUAAAGGGAGGAGGGUGAAGGAAAGUAGGGGUGAAAUUAGGGAAAGUAGUGCAGGGAAACCCCUGUGAUAUCAGUGCCAAGAAGAGUGGAGUUGUGGAGCGGUGAUUGAUUGUUGAAGAGGAAUGUCUACCUGCAGGUCUUACCUCUCAGUGCAGACAUUUCUGUAGAAUACUGGUCUUUACUGUUCUCUACUCAGGAUACCGUGUCUUUCCAUAAAACUGUAGAGGACUUGCCAGCAUGUACAGUAUACCCGACUCUGAAGCAUGUCAUUAGUUGUCAAACAAAACCUCACCACUUGUAAUCCUGAAAAACACGAAACAAACGCUGAUACACAGAUUCGGAUAGAGGUUUCUGCUAAAUGGCAUAUAUUAUUUAGCUUUUAGUUUUGUAAAAGAAAAAAUGUAUCAAUGUAUUCUGGCUCUGUGUCCUCUGGUGCUUUGUGGUGAGCUACCUUGUCCAGUGAUGUCACAUUUGUGCAUUCUUCUACUUCUUAACCAGCUGAACUGUGCUUUAUCCAGAAUGUCCAAUCAUAGAGACCUUAGUCUUGUACCACCACCCGAAUUCUGAUGUCUUUUUUACAGUACAUUAUUUUCAUUGUGUCGUACGUAUGCAACCUCUUUCACUUCAAACUCACUCGCGAUAUCAACUCUUGUUGUUGGAGCACUUCUUGUGAAUUAGCACUUCUAUUAUCUUCGUAUGUGUGCAGUGUCUUGAAAAAGCGUUUGCAUUGUGAAAGUAGGAAUAACAUGUUGGCGGUGGUAUCGCUGCGUGAGAGAGGCGGUAGAGGGUGUCUGAGUGAGUCGGUGCUACAUUACGUACAUCCGGGCAGUGCUCUGAUGCUCUUCUCUCCCUCUUACACAGUGUGUCAUCACAGCCAUCCUCACUGAUUAACACACCUGUCCACUGCUGAACACCUGUCCAUCACUACACAUGACCCCUUCCCUGUGGCAUCAGCUUUGCACAGUAAUAUGUCUUCCCCUUUUUAUGCAUUCCAGCAUUGUUUUUUUUAAAGUCUUAUGGAAGUUGGGGCCAUGGCAACUUCAGAGAGUCAGUGUCAAAAAUGUCAAGAAGUGCAAUUUAACUUGGUCUUUAAAAAAUUGGUUGACUCAAGUGUUAGCGAUAAAUCCCUGAUGAAACCUUUCGUUUAGGAGAUGGCUGUAACAUAUACUCUGAGUGUACAAAACAUUAGGAUCACCUUCGUAAUAUUGAAUUGCACCCCUUUCGGCUGGAUGUCCUUUGGCUGGUGGACCAUUCUUGAUACACACAGGAAACUGUUGAGCGUGGAAAAACCCAGCAGCAUUGUAGUUUUUGACACACUCAAACCAGUGCACCUCACACCUACUACCAUAACCCUUUCAAAGGCACUUAAGUCUUUUUUGUCUUGCCCAUUCACCCUCUGAAUGGCACACAUACACCAUCCAUGUCUCAAUUGUCUCAAGGCUUAAAAUUAAUUAUUUAACCUGUCUCCUCCCCUUCAGCAACACUGAUUGAAGUGGAUUUAACAAGUGACAUCAAUAAGGGAUCAUAGCUUUCACCUGGAUUCACCUGGUCAGUCUAUGUCAUGGAAAGAGCAGGUGUUCCUUAUGUUUUGUAUACUCAGUGUACAUAUGGCUGGCCAAAGUUGUGGACAUGGAUGAGAAGAAAUCUUGUUUUUUUUUAAAGUUUAUCCCACACUGUGUUACCAUCAGUGAACUUGUCAAACUCACAGCAACUCAAGAUGUCUGAGCAAACUACUGUUGUGUAAAUAAAGCAUCUUAAUAAAGAGAUGAGGAUAACUGAG
Molecule: messenger RNA, 10829 nt
Organism: Salmo salar (Atlantic salmon)
Lineage: Eukaryota; Metazoa; Chordata; Actinopteri; Salmoniformes; Salmonidae
Product: immunoglobulin superfamily DCC subclass member 4
Biological process (GO): cell-cell adhesion
Molecular function (GO): protein binding
Source: RefSeq, a predicted model, not a curated record